AUGGGUGUGUUUGCCGACAUUAUCGGCACCCUCUGCGAGCAUUGCUCGACCCUCUCGAUAUGGGCUUUGGGGGGAGCCGUCCUGUUGGCCGUGUUUGUCCUGUCGGUCGUCAUCAACGUCUUGCGACAGCUCCUAUUCAAGAACCCUCACGAGCCUCCGGUGGUGUUCCAUUGGGUCCCCUGGAUCGGUAGCACAAUCAGGUACGGCAUUGACCCAUACAAGUUUUUCUUCGAGUGUCGCGCAAAGUACGGCGAUAUCUUCACCUUUGUCCUCCUGGGAAAGAAGACGACAGUGUACUUGGGAACCAAGGGCAACGACUUCAUCCUGAAUGGCAAGCUCCGUGAUGUCUGUGCGGAGGAGGUCUACUCGCCUCUCACGACCCCUGUCUUUGGUCGUCAUGUGGUUUACGACUGCCCCAACGCCAAACUGAUGGAGCAGAAGAAGUUUGUGAAAUUCGGUCUCACCUCCGAUGCACUCCGCUCCUACGCUCGCCUCAUCACCGCCGAAGUCGACGAUUUCGUCAAGAACAGCCCGACAUUCCAACAGCCGAAGGGAACCUUCGACGUCUGCAAGACCAUCGCGGAAAUCACCAUCUAUACUGCUUCGCGUUCCCUUCAAGGAAAGGAGGUCCGCAACCGGUUUGAUUCCACCUUUGCCGAAAUGUACCACGAUCUGGACAUGGGCUUCGCUCCCAUCAACUUCGUCUUGCCCUGGGCUCCUCUCCCCCACAACCGGAAGCGGGAUGCGGCGCAGAAGAAGAUGGCAGAGACCUACAUGGAGAUCAUCAAGGAGCGUCGCCAGGCGGGUGGCAAGAAGGACUCGGAGGAUAUGGUCUGGAACCUUAUGUCGUGCGUCUACAAGGAUGGUACCCCGCUGCCUGACGAGGAGAUUGCGCACAUGAUGAUUGCGCUUCUCAUGGCUGGCCAGCAUUCGUCUUCGUCUACCGCCUCCUGGAUUGUCCUGCGUCUUGCCGAGAACCCCGAGAUCACGGAGGAGCUUUACCAAGAGCAGUUGCGCGUGCUGGGCUCGGAUCUCCCCCCGUUGACCUGGGACAGCCUGCAAAAGCUGGACCUCCACGCCAAGGUGAUCAAGGAAACCCUGCGGAUCCACGCUCCCAUCCACUCCAUCAUGAGAGCAGUGAAGAACCCGAUGCCCGUGGAGGGCACUCCCUAUGUCAUCCCUACCUCUCACAAUGUGCUGUCUUCGCCUGGUGUCACGGCCCGGUCGGAGGAGUACUUCUCCGAGCCCCUGAAAUGGGAUCCUCAUCGCUGGGACGAGACCGCUGCGCCGAGUACCGAGGAGGAGGAGGAGACGAUCGACUACGGUUAUGGUUUGGUGACCAAGGGUACGAAUAGUCCGUACCUGCCAUUCGGUGCCGGCCGUCAUCGCUGCAUUGGUGAGCAGUUUGCCUAUGUCCAGCUUGGUGCCAUCACCGCCGCGCUGGUGAGACUCUUCAAGUUCAGCAACCCCCCGGGAGCCAACAAGCUCCCCGACACAGACUAUUCGUCUCUUUUCUCGAAGCCUCUCGGCAAGUCGUACGUGCAGUUCGAAAAGCGCGAGACCAACACCAAGGCCUAA
Molecule: messenger RNA, 1578 nt
Organism: Aspergillus terreus NIH2624
Lineage: Eukaryota; Fungi; Ascomycota; Eurotiomycetes; Eurotiales; Aspergillaceae
Product: cytochrome P450
Exons: 4
Coding region: 1-1578 (525 amino acids)
Biological process (GO): ergosterol biosynthetic process
Molecular function (GO): monooxygenase activity; iron ion binding; oxidoreductase activity, acting on paired donors, with incorporation or reduction of molecular oxygen
Source: RefSeq, a predicted model, not a curated record